GUCCGGUCGAUUUACUGGAAUUACAAUCGGAUUACGCAGCACAAAGCUAUCCUGUCGGCAAAAAAUCACUUGGAAACGACGGCGCAAACGGCAAGAGAACCAUGAAAGUUCUGUAGCUUCUCCUCUUAAUCGAUUUUCAGGACUGAACAGUGAAUAGAUGGAGCUUUAGCUUCAUCACUGUGCAUUUUAGUUCAUCGUAUAAACCCCUCGCUUAAACCCUGAGGAACCUUUAAAAACCAAUUCCAUUUCAAUUUUCAGCUUAUCUUCCAAUAUCCGAACUCAAUUUCUUCGAAUAUGGAUGUUUCAACCCGUUUCAGACCGAACAAGCUUGUCUCUCCGUCGACUUCGUUCGUCCAAGGGUCUCGAAAUGGCAUUCUUUUCACUAUACCAGCCUGGCGCCGGGCUAAGAACUCCCGCCAGAGGACGAAAUUUCGAGUUCUAGGAUCCGCUGAUGGUAAUGGAGCUGACGGGUCUCCUUGGGGAAGUUUCAGUAGGUCAGUUCGUCGCGGCUCCGAGAGGUUCUGGUUGAAUUUUGGCGAGUCUUUGAGAAAGGAAACUGGGUUUGAUUUGAAAAAUACUGAUGUGAAGUUGGCUGAGAUUUUUGGGAAGGCUAAUGAACGGCUAGAUAAUAUAGGAGCUGAACUGGAGAGGUUUAAGACUGAAAAAUGGCCGGAGUUUGUAAACUGGAACAGUUGGGAGCGUUGGAAGGAUGUCAAGAACUGGGAGCCAAAACGAGUUGGUGCCUUGUUUCUCUUUGCUUUUGUUAUAAUUAGUUAUUGUCAAAGAAUUCAUAUGGUAGUUCGAGCACCUUUUGUAGACCGUGAAAGAAAACAGCUAACGGAGGCUUAUAUGGAGGCAUUGAUUCCUGAGCCAUCUCCUUCUAAUAUUAGAAAGUUUAAGAAAGGUUUAUGGAGGAGAACUACGCCCAAAGGUCUGAAAAUAAAGAAAUUUAUUGAAGGAACUGAUGGGACCCUUGUUCAAGAUUCUUCUUACGUUGGAGAAGAUGCAUGGGAUGAUGAUUCGGAGCUUAUACAAGAUAAUGUUAAGAAAGUUAUUGACAGUGAUGAAACAUUUAAGGGUGAUGAAAAGGAGAAGAUAAAGGAACAGUUGGGGAUAUCAGGACAAGAAGAUACUGGAACUUGGCGUGAAAGGCUACAGAUGUGGAAGGAAAUCAUUAGGAAAGAGAAGUUAGCUGAGGCUAUGGAUUCUCUCCGUGCUAAAUAUGUUCUUGAAUUUGACAUGAAAGAGGUUGAAAAGAGUCUUCGUAAGGACGUGGUAGAAAAAAAAACAGAUUCGCAAGGAACAAGGGCACUUUGGAUAUCUAAGAGAUGGUGGCGUUAUCGACCUAAACUUCCUUACACAUACUUUCUUGACAAACUUGAUUGCUCUGAGGUUGCUGCUGUUGUCUUCACGGAGGACUUGAAAAGAUUGUACGUGACAAUGAAAGAAGGUUUUCCAUUAGAAUAUACUGUUGAUAUUCCCCUUGAUCCUCACUUGUUUGAGGCUAUCACCAGUUCUGGAGCUGAAGUUGAUCUCCUUCAGAAGCGUCAAAUCCACUAUUUUCUCAAAGUUCUGAUUGCAUUGCUGCCUGGAAUACUGAUCCUGUUGGUUAUUAGAGAGUCUGUUUUGCUUCUAAGUAUUACUUCUAAGCGUUUUCUUUAUAAAAAAUACAACCAAAUUUUUGACUUGGCGCAUGCAGAAAACUUUAUCCUGCCAGCUGAGAAUGUUGGUGAAACAACAUCAAUUCUCAAGGAAGUAAUUUUGGGUGGUGAUGUUUGGGAUCUUCUUGAUGAGUUGAUGAUUUAUAUGCAAAAUCCUAUGCAGUACUAUGAAAAAGGGGUGCAGUUUGUGCGGGGUGUUCUCCUUUCUGGGCCGCCUGGUACUGGGAAGACACUUUUUGCAAGGACACUUGCCAAGAAAAGUGGGUUGCCGUUUGUGUUUGCAUCAGGGGCAGAGUUCACAGAUAGUGAAAAAAGUGGUGUAGCAAGGAUCAAUGAGAUGUUUUCUAUUGCAAGAAGAAAUGCUCCAUCUUUUGUUUUUGUGGAUGAAAUUGACGCUAUUGCUGGAAGACAUGCAAGGAAUGAUCCAAGAAGAAGGGGAACCUUUGAGGCUUUGAUUUCGCAACUUGAUGGCGAGAAGGAAAAAACUGGUGUUGAUCGGUUCUCACUUAGACAAGCUGUGAUAUUCAUCUGUGCUACUAAUAGGCCAGAUGAGUUAGACCUUGAAUUUGUUCGACCUGGACGCAUUGAUCGUCGUUUGUACAUAGGGUUACCAGAUGCAAAACAGAGAGUGAAAAUAUUUGGUGUGCACAGUGCUGGAAAGCCACUUGCAGAGGACAUUGAUUUUGGGAAGCUUGUCUUCCGUACAGUUGGUUUUUCUGGAGCAGAUAUACAGAAUCUUGUCAAUGAGGCAGCAAUAAUGUCGGUGAGGAAGGGACACUCCAAAAUCAACCAGCAAGACAUUGUUGAUGUUCUAGAUAAACAGUUGCUUGAGGGUAUGGGUGUACUUCUCACUGAAGAAGAGCAACAGAGAAGUGAAGAAAGAGUGUCUAUUGAGAAAAGGAGACUGCUGGCUGUACAUGAAGCUGGUCAUAUACUAUUAGCUCACUUGUUCCCUCGUUUUGAUUGGCACGCCUUUUCUCAGCUUUUACCAGGGGGCAAGGAAACAGCAAUUACCGUUUUCUUCCCUCGAGAAGAUAUGGUCGACCAAGGUUACACCACCUUUGGUUACAUGAAAAUGCAAAUGGUGGUAGCUCAUGGAGGACGCUGUGCUGAACGUCUUAUAUUUGGUAAUGACAUAACCGACGGAGGAAAGGAUGACCUAGAGAAAAUAACGAAGAUUGCUCGGGAGAUGGUAAUCAGCCCUCAGAAUUCAAGACUUGGGCUGGCUGCUUUAACCAAGAAUAUUGGGAUGGCGGAUCGACCCGAUAAUCCAGAUGGAGAAUUGAUAAGAUACAGGUGGGACGAUCCACAAGUGAUUCCGGCCAACAUGACGCCCGAAUUGUCUGAGCUGUUUUCCCGGGAGCUGACAAGGUAUAUUGAAGAGACAGAGGAAUUGGCGAUGAAUGGUCUGAGGGAAAACAGGCACAUACUUGAAAUGCUUACUGAGGAACUGCUGGAAAAGUCUAGAAUAACUGGAUUGGAAGUUGAAGAGAAAAUGAAGGGUCUGUCACCAGCCAUGUUCGAGGACUUCAUCAAGCCAUUCCAAAUAGACUUGGAUGCGGAGGGAGCACUGCCUCAUAAGGAUAAACUGCGAUACCAACCUCUAGACAUAUACCCCGCACCGCUGCACAGAUGUUGAACGGGCUCACUGGUUUGACGAUGCUGGAUGCAAUCACGAGCCAAGGAGGAGCUACGCAGAGGCCUCCGGUUUAUUCAUUCUAAAAUAACUGGUUGGUGCAUCGCCCUCGCCCUCGCCCUCGCCCUCACCUUUGCCCCCACCCUCGGCGCAAUAAGACCGAAUCAAUUGUGAAGCUCCUCGAGUAUUGUUGGCUGAAGCAUCAAUGGCUUAGCUACUUUGUGUUGUAUUGUUUAUACAUUUAACUGUUCUAACGUAUAAGAUGCCUGCCGUUAGAGCAAUCAACAUGUUUCAUGAAAUAUAAUCUCUGCCAUCUUGAUGGGUGCCAUUUAUGGAAUUGUUCAAUUGAUAAGCUUGGUUGAGUUUAAAACUCUUUCAAGAAUUCAUAUCUGAAGUUGUAUAAAUUUAUGGACAACUUAAUCUGUUCUUACUUCA
Molecule: messenger RNA, 3732 nt
Organism: Cucurbita moschata (crookneck pumpkin)
Lineage: Eukaryota; Viridiplantae; Streptophyta; Magnoliopsida; Cucurbitales; Cucurbitaceae
Product: ATP-dependent zinc metalloprotease FTSH 12, chloroplastic
Exons: 19
Coding region: 295-3300 (1001 amino acids)
Biological process (GO): mitochondrial protein processing; embryo development ending in seed dormancy; protein-containing complex assembly
Cellular component (GO): m-AAA complex; chloroplast thylakoid membrane
Molecular function (GO): ATP hydrolysis activity; ATP-dependent peptidase activity; metalloendopeptidase activity
Source: RefSeq, a predicted model, not a curated record